This is a messenger RNA of Haplochromis burtoni (Burton's mouthbrooder), 1614 nucleotides long. RefSeq names its product zinc-activated ligand-gated ion channel. The record is from RefSeq and is a predicted model, not a curated record. The coding region runs from base 82 to 1353 and encodes 423 amino acids. The transcript has 9 exons. Gene Ontology annotation, molecular function: transmembrane signaling receptor activity; extracellular ligand-gated monoatomic ion channel activity; neurotransmitter receptor activity. Gene Ontology annotation, biological process: nervous system process; regulation of membrane potential; signal transduction. Lineage: Eukaryota; Metazoa; Chordata; Actinopteri; Cichliformes; Cichlidae. Gene Ontology annotation, cellular component: membrane; synapse; neuron projection.
UAUGGUAAAAAGUUGCACACCACUGGUCGGUCAAUUUGUAGUUUUUAGUUGGAUAUAAAGUCCGGUUUAGAGACUACAGAAAUGCUGAAAUUUCUUUCCCACAAUUUAGUGAGGACUAUGUUCUUACUGAGUGUAAUAACUGUAGAACAUGUGCAUUCAUCCAACUGCACAAGUCGCCGAUGUCUGAGUAACGUGUUGAUAGAUAAAAAUCUGUUGUCGCAGCCACAGAACGAUAGCUGCACUCACGAAGUCCGAGUGCCAAAAUUAGAGUACCAGACUCUGGAAGUUAACACAAAGCAACUCCGUCUACUAAUUCUUCUACAAGCCUCGAUCGAAUGGGAAGAUCCUGAGUUGGCGUGGGACACAUCGGUGUACAAGUUUGAUGAAGUAAUUCUGCCAGUAGACAAAAUCUGGACUCCAGAACUCCUUGUAACAAACGCAAUGACAUCAACUCUGAAGCACGGCUCUGCUAAUGUGCUGGUGUACAGUAACGGCACAGUGAAGGACGAUCUGAUCAUAUAUGCAGAGGUGAACUGUGAAGUUAACCUGUUCAACUAUCCCUUCGCUUAUGAUGUGUGUCCUGUUGCAGUACAAGCCUGGGACACUGACAAAUGUGGUACAACACUGGUGUUUGGUGAAGUGAGACUAAGUGAUAAUAGUCACGGAGACUGGCAAACGGUGGAUGCAAAACUUCAGAAAAAACGAGAUGACCGCAAUUACAUCCAGGUGGAACUAAAACUCAAACCUACCAACCCGUUCUUAACAUUGAUGCUGCCCAGUUAUUUGAUCCUCUUUGUUGAUAUAGUCAGCUUUGCUCUGCCACUGCGAGGUGGAGGACGCAAUGCUUUCAAGGUCACCCUGGUGCUCAGCUUCACCCUGUUUAUCAAUAUCCUAAAUAGCCAGCUCCCCGGAGACAGUGAAUGCAGCCCAAUAAUCCGACCCCACUUCUGUAUUUGCCUGAUCUUCUUGAUUGUGAGCAUGCUGGUGUCCAUGCUAACUACUAGGCUAUCCCUAGAAGGCCAACUGGUUUUCUGCUGUUGGUCCAAAGGAUCAGCCCCCAAAAUUACAGAAAACAAGGAACAAAAUGAGGAUGAGGAAACUAAAGCUAACAUUAGCACCAUCCAGCCGAAUGGCUCAGAGAACAGUCGAAUACUCAGAAAAGUGGCCAAAUACUUGGAAACUCAUGAGACCAACGAAGCGGAAAAGGAGAGACAACACAAGUUUGCGGACAUGUUGGACAAGACUUUUUUCUGGAUCUAUUUCAUUGGUGGCCUUGGAUACCUUGUUAUGAUGACUGUAAUAAUGUUAAAUUAUAAAUGUGAAGUUAACCAUUUUGAUUUCUGGUAUAACUGAUGUGCAUCAAGAGCUGCUCUUAAAACCAAACUACAUUUAUUUAAAGCUAAAUCUUAGGGUACAUGUCAGCUGCAAUGACUGAUAAAACCCUCUGCAUGUGUGUAUUAGAUUAGUUAAACCACACUGUCACUAUGAUAUGCUAAUUACAGAUGUCUACAGAUGUGUGCAAAUGUGUAGUUGUACUGUGUCUUUGGGUGUUUAGCAAAAAAGAUGUUAUUGCAUACUUCUAAAAAUAAGAGAAAUAAAGACAUUUAACUUUCA